This is a messenger RNA of Argentina anserina (silverweed cinquefoil), 1020 nucleotides long. RefSeq lists its product as uncharacterized. The transcript has 2 exons. Lineage: Eukaryota; Viridiplantae; Streptophyta; Magnoliopsida; Rosales; Rosaceae. The record is from RefSeq and is a predicted model, not a curated record. Bases 35 to 835 code for a protein of 266 amino acids.
CAAGGCCAAUUGGAACGUCGUCGUUCUGUAUCAGAUGUUGCUCGAACACUCUCCUUCCCAAAGAUUCCAUCUUUCUUCUAGCUCCAGAUUCGGGUUCCGGUCUCCAAUGGCUGAAGCUAUGGACGUUGGAGACGAAGUUAAGGAAGACACUAUUCCUAUUCUUAUUAGUGGUUCUCUUGCGUCUAUUCAAACAGGCAAGGCUGGUUCCCCAGAAGACAUUGCUUGGGUUGAUUCCUGCUUGAUUAAAGAAUCUGACAUUUCGGAUGAUCACUGGAAUUCUCUGAAAGCUGCACUGAUAGAUAUUCUCAAUUCUCAUCCUGUUACACUUGGCUCGUCUUCUGGGGCGAGUAAUGGAUCACAUCAGGAAACAGACACCGAGAUACAUCAUUCUAGUGAGGAGACAGAACCAACUCAGAUCGCUAUCAGGGAACAGUUGAAGGCAAUAGAUGAUGAUGCCCACAGAAAUAAUGAUAUUCCAAUUAGCAAAGAUGCUAAUGAUUUGCUGUCAUUUACUUUCCAGGGAAAUCCUUUUUUGCCUGGUUACAAUGACGACUUGGGAGUGACUGAGAACUUUGAUUUAGGAGUCAGUAUGGAUUCUUGGGCACAUGAGAUCGAGCCUUCAACUCAGGAUAUAUUCAGGGUUUGGAAUUUAGAAGUUCCCGAAGAAGAAGAUGAACUUGUUAAGCAGUUGAACAGCGCCCUUGAAGAAGGUUUGCCUCAAUCAUUACCAUCAAAUUUUCCUGAUUCUGAUGCCUGGAAAAAUUUGGAAGAAACUUCGGUUGAUGAUCUAGUUGCUGGGAUUGCUGACCUUUCUUUGAAUCAAGUUUCCAGUUGAACAAUUCAUUGUUCGUACUAGGCUUUUUUAUUUUCGUUAUUGUUGUGCUCGUGACAGUUAGCUUCAGUGUUGCACAUUUUCACUGAACAUAGAUGAGGCCUAAUUGAGUAUAGUUCAGCCAACAGUUUAUCAAGAUCAACGGAGUUUAUUGAAUUACCAAAUACCUUACUGAUGCAGUUCUGGAA